AUGUCGGCAGCAGCAAAGCAACGUCUCCAAGCUCUCAGCAAGCAGCUUGUAGAAGGUAUUCCUUCAGAGGGCACCUUUGAAGAUAUCCCCAAGAUCCGCCAUGUUGCAGGGGACUCCGCGGGACCUCGGGCAAAGGACAAGGUGGUGAUUAUCACCGGAGCAAAUUCUCCAAACGGAAUUGGACGUGCCAGCGCACACCAAUUCGCCAACAAUGGCGCAAAAGCAGUCUACAUCUGUGAUUUCGCCGACAACCAUCUAGAAACUCACAAGCGAGAGAUGAAGUCUCUCUACCCAAACGUGGACGUCCACGUACGCUCAUUCGACGCAGCCGAUGAAAAGGCGUUGACCGCCGUCAUCGACGAGGCCAUAAGUCAGUACGGCCGACUUGAUAUCUUUUUCGCCAAUGCAGGCAUCGUCGGCCAACCCAAAGUCUUCACCGAGGUAGCCGGCAGUGAGUUCCUGGAGACCAUGCGUGUCAAUGCCCUUGGUGUUUUCUUAGCCGCAAAGCACGCGGCGCCAGCUAUGAAAAUCACAUCUGCAUCCAAGCCAUACCCCAGUGGUUCAAUUAUCGGAACAGCCUCUGUAGCUGGAAUCCGCUCCAAUGCCGGUUCAACUGAUUAUUCGGCCUCCAAGGCUGCAGUUGUGUCCAUUGCUCAGUCGGUUUCAUACCAACUUUCCGGAACAGGUAUCCGAAUUAAUGCAAUUUGCCCAGGUCUCAUUGAGACAGGUAUGACGCAGAGUGUAUUUGAUCGGGCACGGGAGCGUGGCACGGAGCGCAAGGUCGGACAACUGAACCCGUUGCAGCGGGGUGCUGUUGCCGAUGAGGUUGCGCGUGUUGCAUUGUUCCUUGGUAGUGAUGAGAGUAGCUAUGUCAAUGGACAGGCCUGGGCGGUUUGUGGUGGACUGAGUGCUGGGCAUCCCUUCGUGCCUGGAAAGCUGGCAUAA
This is a messenger RNA of Penicillium brevicompactum, 945 nucleotides long. RefSeq names its product SDR family NAD(P)-dependent oxidoreductase. The record is from RefSeq and is a predicted model, not a curated record. The transcript has 4 exons. Lineage: Eukaryota; Fungi; Ascomycota; Eurotiomycetes; Eurotiales; Aspergillaceae. Gene Ontology annotation, molecular function: oxidoreductase activity. The coding region runs from base 1 to 945 and encodes 314 amino acids.